CGUUGGAGCUCCUCUAACGGUACCCGUGACUACGUUUGCCAAGGCAUGUGCUUAAUUUAAAAAAUGCAGUCAGUCCUGUCACCCCCUCAGGAGCUGCUCAAAUAGCUGAAGUUAAGCAGAUCAACCAGAAGACCCUGCCCCAGGGACAGAUUAGUGCCACAGCCAUGUUUCUCACGAAGAUGGGGGACUAACACAACAGAAAUGGGGCGCGUGACCUGCAAAGCUGGGCAUCGAGCUGGGAAGAGCGUGGUGAUGUCUCUCCAGAGGCACAGGAUCUUUAGCCACCGACUGCGACUGAUUUCAGAAGUGGGGACAGCAGGUGGGAGCUUUCUAAGCCAGACAAAGAAGACCUGACAAGGAACUGUGGUGAAGGGACAAGCCCAAGGCAAAGAAGUGUCCGGUCACCUCCUCUCCUGGAGCAGCAGCUGAGAUCUGGAUAGACAGGAGACAUUUUGCAAGACUCAACACCUGGAGCAGUGCUAACCAGCACCAGGUGGGCAGCCCCGAUGUCGGCCAAGCUCUACGUCCUCAUCAGCUGGCCCGACGGCAGCCGGGUGAUCAACAUCGAGAACAUCAAGGAGCCCCGCAAGCCCUUCCACCUCUACACGGUGGGUGAGCAGGUGCUGGCCCGCUGCCCCGGCUUCAGCGGGCUCUACUGGGGGAUGGUGGAAGGCAUAAGUGAGCAUAAAGAUAUUUUAGAGAAGAAGCUGCUGGAAGAUAGACAGCUCCUGGAGAAGUUGAAAGAAGAACCGGCCGUCCACAGCGUGAUGCCACCCCAGCCAAAAAAAUCCAGGAAAACCUUCCCAAAAUGGACCCCGGGGAAUGCAUCCAGGAAAUACCAUGGAGACAGGACUUAUCCUGCCAAGCCGCUGCUGAGGGCGGCCGAGGCCAGCCUGCCCCAUGACGUUGGCAGCUCCUCCAUCAUCAAGGAGAGACGUGCCCUGGGCAACGCAGCAGGAAGCCCCCGCUCACUGGCAGGGUCCCCCCACCCAGCCAGCGCCUUCACACCCCCAUCCACCUUUGUCACCGUGGCCAUGCCGGGGACUUCCCAGGGUGAAGAGGACAGGGCUGGUCCAGCUACCAGAGAUUACGUUGCCCUGCCAAUGAAGAGGAAGUCAGAUGGCAUCUUGUCCCAAUGCCAGCAACACAUCUUUCUGAACAGCUGUGAAGAUCGGAAGCUUGAUGCUUUGCAAGAGACAGAUGACUUCGAGAGAGUUCAGAAAAAUUUUGGUCCUGGUGAAAUGGAAAGGGCAGAUAGGAUAGAGCAGCUGGAGAGGAUGGUGUUGGACCUUCAACAGGAUGUUCUCUCUCUGAAGAAGAAGGUGCAGAGACUGGAAUCCCUGUCCUUCCAGGAGGAGCCCCACCGGCAACCGUGCGAGGUGGUGGAGCUCUUCAAUGGCUACACCAAGGAACAGCUCAAAGAGACUAUCCGGUUUGACCAGAAAAUCAGCACUGCCUGCAAGACACUGCUCUACAAGCUCUUCACAUCUGACUACAUCCAGAGCCACUCCAUCACGGGGCGGAGGGGCAAUACUUUCCGAGAGGCGAAGCCCAUGAUGGAUGAACGCUGCAUCAAAAUCAUUAGGGUGCUGUUGAAACAGAAGUUUGGAGAUCACCUCAGUGACACAGUGAUCACGGAGAAGAUACAAAACGUGCAGAAAGCCCUGAGGCAGAAGUUUAAGACGGAAUGUCUCUGAUGCAUGGGAGCCUUGGUGUCUCUUCCUACCAUGCUCGUCGGUGUACCUGAGCAGCCCUCCCAGAAAAGACAAAGCUGAUCUGCUGCUCUUCAGCUGAUUCCCCACAAGGAGCCAACCCAAGCGAACCGCGCGCUAAACACAACACAAACCUUUCACUGCCAAACCUCUGCCUGCAUUAAUCGAGCGGGAAUUUUGCCCAGCUUGGCUGGGUUUUUGCACAUCUGCUAGCAUUUUACAAGUUCCUUUCCAUCCAGUCUGUGUGCAAACCUCACUGCGGGGUGCAUGUAAUGAUCUCUGGGCCUUUUUGAUGGACAUGCUCAAAAGCUUGAGGGUUCCUGUUGCGUCCAAGUAUGGGUCAGUAAGUCAGCUUUGUUCCACCUUGCAGUGGGUUAGGGAGAAAGAUUGGCCCUGGGGCAGGGAGUCCAGCUGCAGAUGGACUUUGUGUCACCCACCACGGCUUCUCUCUGCAUGUCUGUGGUUGCCUCCUUCUGCCUGUGGGACAAUAUUUGCUCUCUUUGCUCCCAAUGAAUGUGUUUUACAAUUUUCUGCAGUAACAGAAAAGCAGGCUCGUUAAAACAACACCAUAAAAUAUUCAGAGAAAGAUAAUUUCAUUUUCCCCUCUGUUUUAUUGUAGCUGUAUGGAAGAAGUGUCUUCACUAACAAAAAUCUGCUGAACAAGA
Aquila chrysaetos chrysaetos is the source of this 2377-nucleotide messenger RNA. RefSeq lists its product as uncharacterized. The record is from RefSeq and is a predicted model, not a curated record. Gene Ontology annotation, molecular function: DNA binding. The transcript has 10 exons. The coding region runs from base 507 to 1697 and encodes 396 amino acids. NCBI's taxonomy places the organism in Eukaryota, Metazoa, Chordata, Aves, Accipitriformes, Accipitridae.